UCAAAAUUGCCAACUUCCAAUCCGGUGUGUGACGGUCAAGAUUCAGCGUGGCGCCACGUAUAUAAAUAACAGCGUCUUUUGAGUCACAGAGCAAAAUCGUUUGCUUUAGAUUCGUAGUCUUAUGAGCCUGCUUCGUUUUCGGAUUCGCUGGACCACUUAUAUUCCAAAAAUGGCUGAAGAAAUAAGCAAGACCGAGCUUCGAUCAUCUACGGCUACUACCUCAUCAGCAUCAUCUACAACCCCCAAAUCUAGAUGGUUUUUGCCCUCUGUUCUCCGUUGGAUCCCCACUUCUACCGAUCAUAUCAUCGCCGCCGAAAAACGUCUGUUCUCUCUAGUCAAGACUCCAUAUGUUCAAGAGAAAGUUAAUAUAGGUUCAGGUCCACCUGGGUCGAAAAUCAGGUGGUUCCGUUCUUCCAGCGAUGAGCCAAGGUUCAUCAACACGGUUUCUUUUGACAGCAAAGAAGGCUCCCCCACUCUUGUAAUGGUUCAUGGAUAUGCAGCAUCUCAAGGCUUCUUCUUCCGCAAUUUCGAUGCUCUAGCUAGUCGAUUCAGGGUCAUAGCAGUUGAUCAACUUGGUUGGGGUGGAUCAAGCAGACCUGACUUCACAUGCAAAAGCACUGAAGAAACUGAGGCAUGGUUUAUUGAUUCCUUUGAGGAAUGGCGCAAAGCCAAAAACCUUAGCAACUUUAUAUUACUUGGGCAUUCGUUUGGAGGGUAUGUUGCCGCUAAAUAUGCUCUCAAGCAUCCGGAGCAUGUUCAGCACUUGAUUUUAGUUGGACCUGCUGGAUUUUCAGCAGAAUCAGAUCCUACAUCUGAGUGGAUUACCAAGUUCAGGGCAACGUGGAAAGGUGCAAUUUUGAACCAUUUGUGGGAGUCUAAUUUUACUCCUCAGAAGAUUGUCAGAGGUUUAGGUCCUUGGGGCCCAGAUCUGGUACGUAGGUACACUAGUGCUAGAUUUGGUGGAUACUCAUCUGAGAGCAUAUUGAAUGAAGAGGAGUCCAGAUUGCUAACAGAUUAUGUAUACCAUACUUUAGCUGCCAAAGCUAGUGGAGAGCUGUGCUUGAAAUACAUAUUCUCUUUUGGGGCAUAUGCUCGGAUGCCUCUUCUACGCAGUGCAUCAGAUUGGAAAGUGCCAACCACCUUCAUAUAUGGUGUCCAAGAUUGGAUGAACUAUCAGGGUGCACAAGAAGCCCGCAAGCAUAUGAAAGUCCCAUGUGAAAUUAUUAGGGUCCCCCAGGCCGGGCAUUUUGUGUUCAUAGAUAACCCAACCAGUUUCCAUGCAGCCAUGUUCUAUGCUUGCCGGAGGUUUCUUUCAUCUGACCCUGACAAUAUAUCUUUGCCCAAAGGUCUUUCGUCAGCAUAGAAAAAGGCAUGUUGUAACUUAACCUGAAUUUUGUAUAACAUGAUUACAUGAAUUUAUCUAUCAGAGUAGCAAAUUCUUUUUCGCAAUAAGGCAUUCUGUAUGCCCAUAUAAUCUCCAUUCUUGUAAAUUAAUACUGAAUGAUUGAUUUGCAAUGUAAAUAUGCAGAUUCUUUCA
Molecule: messenger RNA, 1537 nt
Organism: Mangifera indica (mango)
Lineage: Eukaryota; Viridiplantae; Streptophyta; Magnoliopsida; Sapindales; Anacardiaceae
Product: probable 1-acylglycerol-3-phosphate O-acyltransferase
Exons: 9
Coding region: 122-1363 (413 amino acids)
Molecular function (GO): A2-type glycerophospholipase activity
Source: RefSeq, a predicted model, not a curated record